Molecule: messenger RNA, 1227 nt
Organism: Ochotona princeps (American pika)
Lineage: Eukaryota; Metazoa; Chordata; Mammalia; Lagomorpha; Ochotonidae
Gene: ISOC2
Product: isochorismatase domain containing 2
Exons: 5
Coding region: 153-899 (248 amino acids)
Cellular component (GO): cytoplasm
Source: RefSeq, a predicted model, not a curated record
CGGGUAGAGCGAGGCGAGCGCCGAUUGGAGGGCUCGGUGGGCCGUGGCCGCACGCAGCCUAACGGUGACCUUGCCCGGUCCGGGGAGGGCCGGACGGGCUUCGGGAGUGCGGACGCUCGGCGGGACGUGUCGGCGCCCGGCGCCCCGGGGUGAUGGCGGCAGCUGCGAGGCCUGGGCUGGGCCGAGUGCUCCCUGGAUCCUCCAUCCUGUUCCUGUGUGACAUGCAGGAAAAGUUCCGCAGCAGUGUCACCUGCUUCCCACAGAUCGUCGCUGUGGCUGCACGCAUGCUCAGGGUGGCCCGGCUGCUGGAGGUGCCAGCUGUGCUGACGGAGCAGUACCCACAGGGCCUGGGCCACACGGUGCCAGAGUUGGGGGCAGAGGGCCUACAGCCCGUGACCAAGACCUGCUUCAGCAUGGUGCCUGUGGUGCGGCAGGAGCUGGACAGCCGGCCUCAGCUGCAGUCCGUGCUGCUCUGCGGCAUUGAGACCCAGGCGUGCAUCCUGGUGAGCACCGGGGGCCCCACCCCUGCCGAGGCCUGGCUCCCGGACCCCACCCUGUCAUGCUUGCUGCCCCCUCGCCUGGUCCCGGUCUCCCUUGUGGGGUUGGUCCUGAUCUUCUUGUGUCCCCAGAACACGGCCCUGGACCUCCUGGACCGGGGGCUGCAGGUCCACGUGGUGGCGGAUGCCUGUUCCUCCCGCAGCCAGGUGGACCGGCUGGUGGCACUGGCCCGCAUGCGACAGAGCGGGGCUUUCCUGUCCACGAGUGAGGCACUGAUCCUGCAGCUGGUGGGGGACGCCGCCCACCCCCGGUUCAAGGAGAUCCAAAAGAUCAUCAAGGAACCCGCCCCGGACAGCGGGCUGCUGGGCCUCUUCCAAGGCCAGAACCCCCUCUUCCGCUGAUCUCUUGGCCCUACCUCCAAAGGAGACCACCCUCUGGUCGUCUGGACUGGUGGAAGCGCUUUCUCCCCCAUCCCUGCAUCCCAAGAGUGGUGCAGUCCACCAGGAGUCCCGCCUCCUUGGGAGGGGAGGCGGGGCGCCGCCUUUCCAUUGGCCGGAUGCUCCCGGAAAUGCAAAUGAGGAUCCUGGAAGCCGGCCGGGAGUUGGCUGCCAGCCCCGUGGGGGCGGGGCUCGGCCCGGGGCCCCUGCGCGGGGCGGGAAGGGAGGGGCAGGUGGGGAAGGGACCGACUGCGAGACCCGAUCUCGCAGAAUAAACACUGCUGUGGCUGUG